AUGCAAUCUCUGACUCCCUUGCCGAACAUAGCAGAUAUGAAUCUGAAGAUAACUCAUGUAGAAUGUCAUCCUGAAUGCUUGGUUAUAGUGUUCCAGGGUCAACACAAGGCAGGACAUGAGCUUGACUAUUACAUACUACAAAAUGAAAUAGAACGUGUGCCCAAAGUAAAGGGUGAUUUUUAUGUUGGUGGAUACUGCUUGGUGGAAGACAUAGAAGGAAAAUGGCAUAGAGGAAGAAUUCGGGAAAAGAGAGAGAAUAUCUGGGAGGCUUUUCUUAUAGACACAGGACAAGUGCUAGCGGUUGAGGAUACACAUCUUGCUGCUGCUUGUGAUGAAUUGUUUCAGCUGCCUCCGAAGUUGGUUUUGGGUGUUUUUGCAAGCAUACUUCCUCUUGGAGAAAAGUGGGGUCCAAAAGCCAUUAACUAUUUUUCAUCUUUGGUAGGUUUACAAAUUACAGGUCAUCUGAAAGCUGUUGUACCAUAUCAGCUGUUUAUUCUUGAGGUGCCAAAGAUCAUUAGUGAUGUUCUUGAACUGCAGUUAGGAAAAUGUAUUGAUGGAGAUUCAUUUUGUCUUAUUGUAGAAACGUUAAGAGCAUUUCCCCAAGAAAUACUUUGUAACAGAGUGCCACAAUUAUUGCAACAGAAGUAUCCAGUCAAGGGGUUGCUUACUUUCAGUAAUUCUGAGAAACCAACAGAUUUUUGGCAAGUUCCAAAUGACCUCUUUCCACGUCUACCUGUUGGUAGUAAAGAAAAUGUGAAAAUAACUGUUGCAGUAAGCCCAAAUAGAUUUUACUGUCAGAUACAGAAGUGGCAGAAAGAGCUGGAAGAUUUGACGGGAGCUAUGCGUUUGUACUAUGAAGCUGCCAGCACAGAAAAUACUAAAUGUUUUGAUAGUUUAGGGCUACUGUGUGCUGCCAAAAGGCAAAAUGGACAGUGGCAUAGAGGAGUGAUAAAACAGCUUCUCUCAGACCACGUGGAAGUCUGGUUUAUGGAUUUUGGCAAUGUUGAAGCUGUGCCACCUAGUUGUGUUCGGAAACUUGAAGUAGAGUUCAUGGCAUUACCAAUGAUUUCGUUUCCAUGUGCACUAUCUUGUUUUGGUACUCAGGAUGAAAAAGUAAUAAAGGUUCAGCUGAAAGAGCUUAUGCAGGCCUUGAUAGGACAAACUUCUCUGUGUGUCCAUGUUGACUUGUUCAAUGACAUUAAACACUUGUAUUAUGUUACACUGAAAAAUCAGAAUCUUGGAAAUCAUGCUAAGCAUCCAGAAAACCUGAAUGAAGUAGCUGCAUCGUGUGUCUCGCUUGUGGACACGGAAAUCACAAGUAUUGCUGUAAACUGCAAGCCAUGUGAUGAGAAACACAAUUCAUUUAAGAAUUGUACUGGAAAUAAGCAUACAAAAACCUACUUACCUGAAUGGGAUAUGUCUUUGUUAAGCCGCUGCAAAAGAGUAGAAAUGCAAAUUAAUUCUUUCUAUACUGCUUUUGUGGUAUAUGUCAUAAAUCCAUCUGACUUCUGGAUUCAAAUUUGUAAAUAUCAGAAUGAAUUUGAAACAUUGAUGAAAAAUAUUGCAGAUGCCUAUAACCAAUGUGGAGCUGAUGAAAUGGUCCUUCAAAACCCAGAACCUGGAUUGCUGUGCUGUGCUCGGUAUAGCAAAGACAUGCAUUAUUAUCGGGGCGUGGUCACUGAAGUGCUUCAUGUAAACAUUACUGUUUAUUUUUUGGACUUCGGAAACACAGAUGUAGUACCCUGUUAUGAUGUGAAAGCACUGCUUCCUGAGUUUUCUGAUUUACCAGCUUUAGCUGUGUGUUGUGCGCUUGCUUGUACGUUUCCUGUUGACGAUGUGUGGGUUAAAAAGGAAACCGAUUUCUUCAAAGAAAUUGUGUGUAACAACCUACUCGUGCUUCAUGUCACUGGAAAACAAAACAACAAGUAUAUUGUUAAAGCGCAAUAUAAGAAUGGUUUGCAGCAAGGAGAUGUUGCCACGUGUAUGGUUCAAGCUGGGUAUGCUGAGUACUGGGAAAGGACACCACAUUCUAUGCUAAAUCUGGCAAAAAAAAGUCAAGCCCUGAAUCGCCACAAAUUUAAAAAAAAAAGAGUAAAUGCCCAGAAUAUCUCUAAUACUUGUAAAAAUAAGGUAGCCAGAAAUGGAGAGAGAUUUCAGAAGGAAAAAUCAUUAAGUGUCCCUUCAGUGCCGAGAGAUUCUGUUGUGCUUUCCUGUUUUGGAAAAGGCACUGUCUCUAAAAGGUGUGACUCCGUAUUUGAGCAAAAGUUAUUAUAUAAAGAGUUUGUGUUUAAACCAGGAGCUGUUUUUGAAGUGGUGUGUUCUUACAUUGUUUCCCCAGCAGAUUUUUCAUGUCAGUUGCAAAGCAAGCUGCUGGAGCUAAAUAAAUUAAUGGAACAAAUUCAGGCUUACUAUAAAGAGCAUAGCAGCCCUUACAAAUCUGGACAGGUUGCCUGUGUUGUUAAAUGUCCCAAAGAUGGGAAGUGGUACAGAGCAACUGUUGUGCGGCAGGUAUCCACAGACGAGGUUGAUGUGGUUUUUGUGGACUAUGGUUAUCGGGAAAGAGGUUUACUUAAAGAUCUUCGGGCUGUUCUUCCAGAUUUCCUAACUCUGGAAAGUCAAGCAUUUCGAUGUGCACUCAAAAAUGUACCCUUACCGGCUGACUCACUUAAUUGGUCUGAAGGAGUGCGUACACGUUUUGAAGACUUUAUUUCUGCUUCUGCAGGACCACUGACUUGCAUUAUUUAUGCGCUUAUUCUUAUAGGCCCCAACUGUUUCUGCCAUGUAGUUGACUUACAGACUCAGUUUGUCAGUGCAGAGGCAUUUCUCAGAGAACGUGGUCUCACUCAGUCUGAAUAUAUUGGUCUGAGAAACCUUGCGUCUUUGGGUUCUUUGUACAGUUUUUGCUACUCAUCUUUUAAUAUAGAAAUUGGAAGUGAAGAGGAGGUUUAUAUAACUCACAUAUCUAGUCCUUCAAAAUUCUAUUGUCAGCUUAAUCGAAACACUGAAACUAUAGAGGCAUUGAUGAAGACGAUUAAUGCCAUAAGUCAAAUGUCAAAUAAUGCCAAGUACGAUACCAGCAAUACGCGAUUAUGUAUAGCCAGAUAUUUUGAAGAUGGUCUCUUCUAUAGAGCUUUGGUUUUUCCUGUAAAAUCGACUUCCUAUCUGUGUGCUAACUUUGUGGAUUUUGGAAAUGAGAAUAUGGUAGAGAGAGACCAGUUGAUACCUAUUCCAGACUCUGCCACUGACUUAAUAUUCACACCCAUGCAAGCUAUUAAAUGCUGCUUGUCAGGUCUUAGGGAGACAAGAAUUCUACCUGGAGUUACUAGAUGGUUUGAGGAAACAUUCCUUGGUAAAAUGCUGAAGGCUGUAAUUGUAUCCAGAAAAUCAGAUGGACAAAUUGUUGUGGAGUUGUAUGAUGGACAGCUCAAAGUAAGUCAGAAAAUAAAAGAAAAAAUAUUGGAAGAAUUGUCACCACAAAAUUACAUGGAAAAAUGUCAUCUUUCAUGUGAUCUAUCAGCCCUUCAUUAUGUCCAAGAAAAAGAAAUUAAUAAAGUAACUGUUAAAAAUCCUGGAAGAGUUAAAUUGAAAACUGAAGAGAAAUGCCAAGUAUAUAAAAACUAUUAUCAGAGAGAUGUUGGGCAGGAUUUUGGAGGUGAAGAGCAAACCGCAUGUAGCACACAAAUGUUGGGUAGUGUGUCCUCAAAAGUGCUAACUUUACAGGACAGUGAAGAGCGAGGUUUUAGAAGUACUGUCAGUGCUGCUCUGGAGCACAGAGUGGAAACUCUGGUUGGAGACCCUGCUUCUCGCUCUCUCUGUCGUCCUACUUUAAAUUCAAAGGAAAUAACUAGGCAUGGAAACACACCAAAAUUAACCAGUCUUCCUCAACGUGAUAUUCAGGUGAAUUCUGAAGUGGUAGCGUAUAUUUCUCAUAUGAAUAGUCCAUCAAGUUUCUAUGUUCAGCUUGCAGAGGAUGAAAACUUAAUAAUACAACUAGCAGAAGAAUUAAAUGAAAGCAUGGUGAAUAUAGAUAAUAAAAAUUGCUUGGAUGAGCUAAUGGUAGGGGAUCUCCUUGUAGCAGAGUAUGACACUGAUUGUUUUUACUAUAGAGCAGUUAUUAAAACUGUGAAAUCAGGAAACUCCUUUGAGGUGCAGUUCAUUGACUAUGGUAAUGAAGCAGUUGUAAGUCCUUCAAAAAUCUGCAGGAUUCAGAAAAAGUUCUUAACUUUGCCAAGGCUCAGUGUUCAUUGUUUCCUUAGCAGAGUAAAAAGUGCUUUUGAUGAAAGCUGGACUAGCAAAAGCACUAACUGUUUUUUAAAUGAAAUAAAAAACAAGCCACUCAUUUGCAAGUUCUUACAGCAACAUGGAGAGCAGUGGGAAAUAGAUAUAACUUGUGAUAGAGAGUCUGUGUCUAUUGACCUUCUGCAGAAAAAAGGCACAGCAAGAUGGCAAAGCACGCCAAUGCAUAAUCCGGAAAAUCGCCCAAAACAAAUUUUGCUUACAAAUGAUGAUCCUCAAAAUAGGAAGUCUAGGAAUGAUUUAGGUGGUCAAGGUAAAACUGAGGCUGUUGGGAUGAAAAAUACUUCCAAAACACCCUUAAAUGUUCUUCCCCAUGAUCUUAAAUCUGGACAGGUAGAACGAGUAAAAGUAACUAAUAUUUCAGGGAGUGGAGAAUUUCAUGUACAGUUACUUAGAGAUUUGCAAGUGUUACGUAAGUUAAAUGUAAUGCUUGUAAAAGAAGCACAAAGACGUGAUUUGCUUAGAGUGGAUGGCAUCGAAGAAGGAUUGGAAUGCAUGACAAGAUCUGAAAGAAACUCGAAGUGGUAUCGAUCAAAAGUGAUAAAGAAAUUUGUCAGGGAGAAGUUAAUGAUAGUUUUUUUCAUGGAUUAUGGUAAGUGUGAGAUGGUGUCCUUAAAUAAUGCAAAGAUGGUCAGUGACAGGAUUAAAAGUAUUCCGAAACAGGCUGUGUUUUGUAGAUGGGUUUGGUUUAAAAACCUGAAGAAAUACCAUUUUGUCCAUGUGGUAAAUGCACUCCUGGAUUGUGAAGUAAGGAUUUUGUUUUUGAGAUAUUUGGAAUCCUCACGUAUCUGGGAAGUAGAUAUUUUAAUAGGGGAAAUUCUGCUUUGGGAGUAUUUGAACCAGCUCUUAAGUCAUCACUGGACUGGUUUUCGACCAGAAAAAUUCAGUAAUGCAGAUGGUAAGGAGUUUGAUACAUCAUUCAAGAUAAAUUCAGUCACGUGGAUGGUGAUGCAGAGUGGCAGAAGGUAUCCUGGGUUUGCAACUGCAGUUACUGAUCCUUCAAACUUCUGCAUCCAGUUUGAAGUCUUAUUUGAUUGCAUGAAAAACUUGUUUUUGCUGCUCUCUGACCUUCCUGACAACUUGCCAACACUGCCAGAAGAACUUGUGGUUCCUGGUGCUAGCUGUUUGAUCCAGUUUGGACUGGAAGCACAGUGGAACAGGGUGGAAGUUAGUAAAGUAACACAUCAGUCUGUUUUUCUUAGGUUUAUUGAUUAUGGCUUUCUGAGGAGUAUCCCUUACUCUGAUAUUCAUAAACUGAAAGUUAUUCCAGAAAGUCUGUCUGUCUUACCACGCUUGGCACACUCUUGCUCUUUACAUGAUACAGUUCCUGCCAGGGGGAAAUACUGGAGUGAUGAGGCUAAGCUUUUGUUUAAGAAGCUUCUUAGUAAACCGGGCCUGGUGUUUAAUUUUAAACACUAUGGAUCUGAAAUGAAAUUAGAGGUGGAUGUUCUGUAUGAGGAGAACAGUCUAGCCCAUGCCUUAGUUGCUGCUGGCCAUGCAGUCCACGCUGGACAUCGGUGCUGCCUCAUUCCAGUUGGCAGAAUUAAAUCAGAAAAAAGUUCUGCAGACUGA
Molecule: messenger RNA, 5868 nt
Organism: Eurypyga helias (sunbittern)
Lineage: Eukaryota; Metazoa; Chordata; Aves; Eurypygiformes; Eurypygidae
Product: tudor domain-containing protein 15-like
Exons: 2
Coding region: 1-5868 (1955 amino acids)
Source: RefSeq, a predicted model, not a curated record